This is a messenger RNA of Pantherophis guttatus, 2142 nucleotides long. RefSeq names its product RIB43A domain with coiled-coils 1 (gene RIBC1). The record is from RefSeq and is a predicted model, not a curated record. NCBI's taxonomy places the organism in Eukaryota, Metazoa, Chordata, Lepidosauria, Squamata, Colubridae.
CUUCGCUCGCUUUGCCGCUCGCUGAUAGGCUUCUUUUUACGGCCCUUCUAAAUUUGCAUAAAUCGACGUUCCGGUAGAUCGACUACAUCCGCUUGAAGAGGGAGAGAAUGCGAAGCCGUUGCCAUAGAAACCAGACAUCAACAAAUUUUGCCGAAAGUCGAGCGCGGGAGGCUAUUAUUUAAAUCCGCGCUCCUGCUCCCAAUUAUAGGUUAUUUUAGUAUUUUAAAUUAAAAUUUUAAUAUUAUUUCGAGCCGUCCGUUCGAAAGGAACGCUUACUAUCACAGACAGGCCUCCCCAGUGAUCUUGUAUUACUAGGGAUCCUAACUCUGAACCUCUGCGGGUUUUCUCAUAAGCAAAGGAAAUCUUUUUUUUCUCCCCCAACUCGAUCGAUUUAGGACUUUCUUCGGCACAGAAUCCAGGGAGAUCGCUAGGUCGUUAGUUUGCAGGGAAUCGCUAGCUCCGAACGGCCGGUCAGAAGUUUCUAACGUUUCUCGCAGCCUGUUGCAGGAGUAUAACGAUGUAUAAGGUGGACAUUCAGGCCGACCUGAGAGAGGCGGCUGCCGUUGAAGCCCGCCGGAACCGGGAGAAGCAGAGACAGAGCCGCAUCUUCAAUGCUCGCUAUCGUACAAUCGGGGUGGACAUAGAAGGCUUGAAGAGGCAAGUGGAAGAGCGCAAACUGAGAGAGAAUAUAGAGAAGCGGCGAGAGGAAGCCUUUGAUGCAGACAGGGUGCAGUGUGACAAGGUUGCCCAGAUGUUAGAGGAAGAGAAGCACCAGCGGAAGAAAUUGUUAUGCCAGGAUCUGGUGGAGUUCCGUGAGCGGGAGCAGCAGCCUUUUACGCGGCGGGAAUGGGAUAUCCAUGACCCCGAGGUGGUACGCAAAGGGCAGCCGGCCCGUGUGAGUGAUGACGACCCACGCUGUGGCCCUUCUAGCAUGCAGUGCUUUGCUGGUGAGGAUCUGAAUGCAGUUGCCCGCCAAAAACUGCAAAAGGAGAAGAACAAGCAUGCGCUGGAGGAGCAGAGAAAUGAACGGAAUAAGAAACUUGCUGAUCAACAAUAUGCAGAUAAUCUGGAAGACAAAAAAAGAAUAGAGCUGGAUUUGCGAGCCCAGGAGCUGGCACAAUUAGAGGAAGAAUGUCGCAGGGCUAAAGCCAUGGCAUUAGCAGACUUUAACCGAGCCCAGGCUGCAGAGGUUGCAGAGCAGCAACAUGUAUCCCAGCAGCGUGAGCAGGAUGAUAACUAUGCUGAGAUCCACAACCAUCUGACUGGCAAUCUCCUGUCGGAAGACCCUAGCAUUGCUAAAAGCUUGUUGGGGUCACACCGUGUGAUUACUGACCGCUGGAAAGGGAUGAGCCCUGAGCAGCUGCAGGCUGUGUGGCAAAUGCAGAAAGAACAGUGCCGAGAAAACCAGAGACUUCGGCAACAGGAAAAGCAACGGGAUGCUGAGUGGGACAGACAGAGGGAACUGGCAGCUCGUGCAGCCAUGCAGAUGGAGGAGCAGGAACAGAAUUUCCGUGCGCAGCUGAAAAAGAGCCUGGACGAUUGCAACCACGAAUUGGCUGAUGCCCAGAAAUCCAACUUGAAGUAUCUGGAGAAAGAAGUCUACACCAAUGCACCUACAGCCCACUAUUAUUUACAGUUUAAUACUAGCAGCCGCUGAUGGAAGAUGCAGCUGGCAACAGUUUUGCACUAUCAUAACUGCAAACAGUCACUGAACAAGGCAGUUGGUAAGCAAGGACUAUGAAUACAUGAAAAUAAGUUGAUGAUUGGAACCAAGCAAGUCACUCUGCUCCAGAGAAGCCACCAUUCACUCUUUUCAAAGAGAAGAGCAAUAGAACCUUAUGUGAAAUCCCCAGAUCAGAUUUGAAUUUUAUUUCAAAAGAAAGAUUUUGCUGAACCAAGAUUGGAAUUUUCCUGCCACUCAUGUUUUGGAACUUUCCCUCCAACAGCUGUUCUUCCUUCUCUGUUCUCCCUCCCCGCCACCCUCCACUUCCAGGUUUCCUUUGCAUUUGGUUAUCUUGAGACAUUUUAUACUUGCUUUUCUUUGAGAGAAAUUAAUAUUACAUGAGCAGAGUCACAGCUGAGAAAAUUCAUAAAACCAAAAAGCUAUGUAUUCAUAUAAUUCAAUAAACCAGAUAUAUGAAA